AUGCCCACAGCUCGUCUAGCUCUCUUGACACUCCUUGUGGUUCUGAUGGCUGUGCUGGCCUCCAGCGCCAGAACUACACGCUGGCCCAGACCUCAAAGUACCAAAAAGCCUCCUCGUACUGGCAGUGGGGGCGGAGGAGGGGGAUUCAGGAGGACCACCACCACCACCACCAUGUCCCCUUCCAGUACGCACACAGAUGAGACAACAGAGGUCACGAUGGACUCCUACUCCCUGUCCCCCACAGACAGCACAACCUACUCCAGCGAUACUUACCCUACUGAUUUCCACACUGAUGCUAUAGCACCACCUGGUAACAGCCCUGGAAACUUCACCCUCGACUACAAUGAAUGCUUCUUCAACUUUUGUGAGUGCUGUCCACCUGAGAGAGGCCCUGCAGGGCCCAUGGGAGAGAGAGGGCCACCAGGACCACCAGGAGAGAGGGGCCCUCCAGGGUUACCAGGAGACAGGGGGGAAAUAGGGCCCCGUGGACCUCCAGGACCAGCGGGACUACCUGGAGCAAAUGGACUCAAUGGCGACAUAGGUGAAAGAGGACCUCAAGGACCAGUGGGUGUUCCUGGUGCUCCUGGGACAGCUGGAAAACCAGGAGAUCGAGGUGAUCCUGGCCCCAAAGGAGACAAAGGUGAGCGUGGCUUCAGUGGUCUGAAAGGGGACCCAGGAGAAAGAGGAGAGCCUGGCCUGAAUGGGACUAAGGGCAACCCUGGGCGAGAGGGGCCUAUGGGUCCCCCUGGGGUAUCUGGGACAAAGGGUCAGAAAGGGGAACAGGGAUUGACAGGUGAGCGUUUACAAGGCCAGAAAGGUGAUGUAGGUGAUCGUGGGCCCCCUGGUCCGAGAGGUGGGAUGGGGCCCCCAGGCAUCAAUGGAACUGAUGGUGCAAAGGGAGCAAGAGGGGAGCCAGGGCCUCCAGGAGGAAAGGGGGAAACUGGUGCAAGAGGGCCUCCAGGGCCUCCGGGAGGAAGGGGGAUGGCUGGGCAGAGGGGGGAGAGGGGGCCUAAAGGUGGGCGUGGGCUUCGGGGCCCUAAAGGUCCACCAGGUGAGAGUGUGGAGCAGGUUCGCUCUGCAUUCAGUGUGGGUUUGUUCCCCAGCAGGUCCUUCCCUCCUCCUAGCCUGCCUGUGAAAUUUGAUAAGGUGUUUUAUAACGGGGAGGGGCACUGGGACCCUGUUCUUAACAAGUUUAAUGUCACCUACCCGGGGGUCUACUUAUUCAGCUACCACAUCACUGUGCGAAACCGGCCUGUACGUGCCGCCCUGGUGGUUAAUGGGAUACGGAAGCUGCGGACUCGGGACUCUCUGUAUGGCCAAGACAUCGAUCAGGCAUCAAACCUUGCUCUGCUGCAGCUGAAUGAAGGUGACCAGGUGUGGUUGGAGACGCUUAGAGACUGGAACGGGAUUUACUCCAGCAGUGAGGACGACAGCACCUUCUCCGGCUUCCUGCUUUACCCAGACCUAAAGAACAACCUUCCUGCUGCACAAAAUGUCUAACUACAACCUCUGACCUUCAACGGGCUCUGAUUGUAGACUCUUUACAGCCUUCACCCUUUUGCACUG
Messenger RNA from Cheilinus undulatus (humphead wrasse), 1566 nucleotides. RefSeq names its product otolin 1a (gene otol1a). The record is from RefSeq and is a predicted model, not a curated record. Gene Ontology annotation, molecular function: protein binding. Bases 1 to 1500 code for a protein of 499 amino acids. NCBI's taxonomy places the organism in Eukaryota, Metazoa, Chordata, Actinopteri, Labriformes, Labridae. The transcript has 4 exons.